This is a messenger RNA of Polyodon spathula (Mississippi paddlefish), 3002 nucleotides long. Its product is annotated as LIM domain-containing protein ajuba-like. Gene Ontology annotation, molecular function: transcription corepressor activity. Gene Ontology annotation, biological process: regulation of DNA-templated transcription; negative regulation of hippo signaling; positive regulation of miRNA-mediated gene silencing. The record is from RefSeq and is a predicted model, not a curated record. Bases 107 to 2383 code for a protein of 758 amino acids. Gene Ontology annotation, cellular component: nucleus; adherens junction; transcription regulator complex. Lineage: Eukaryota; Metazoa; Chordata; Actinopteri; Acipenseriformes; Polyodontidae. The transcript has 8 exons.
AUUAUUAUUAUUAUUAUUAUUAUUAUUAUUAUUAUUAUUAUUAUUAUUAUUUAAAAAUACACAUACUGUGGGAUUCGGUAAUAUUUCGUUACAAUACAAAAAUUCAAUGGAUCGUUUGGGAAGCAAACUUCUUGAAAAGUUAAAACUGACCGACUCUGGCAGCGUUAAAUUCAAUAGAAAGAAAGACGACUCUUGUAAUCAUGCGCAAAACACGGCCAACGCCAAACCGGCCAGUAAAACAGAGAGGGGACCCCCAGCGUCUACUCAGGAGGAACUGCCCGGCUUGAACAGAGGGACCACCGGUGUGUAUCAGCAACUCGUCCCGGGCAAUGCGCAGCCGGCCCCUGCGGCUUCACUUGAGGCCUGCUCGGGAACCGGUCUCCGGUGCUCCCUGAGGCGGCCGCCUCUGACCCGGGACAGCCCCAGUGUGGAUGCUAACACUGGGGAGUAUGCAGUGGUUGAAUACGGCCGUGGAGCGGCCAUUGACCCACCAAGGGGUUACUUGCUGGAAGCACGACACAGCGCCGGUUUGCAACUAGCAGACUCUAACAUUGGGAAGGACUUCAGUGUCCAGGACAAUGAGUUUGAGCGGUUGAGCUGCAGGCGGCGCUAUUCUCUGGAAAUCCAGCAGCUGAUGCAGCAGCAGCAGCAGCACUUAGCAGGUUUGAAUCACCGUUUCAGUGGCAGCGAGUUUUAUGAGUCGCCCACACCCAUUGGGGAGCGACCCAAGCGGCUCUCCUUGCAGGAGUCUCCAACGAAACGCUUCAGCAGUGGCAGCGACUUUUCGGACAGGCACAGCUUUUUAUCCCCGCCGCAGUCGCGGCUAGACCCCGGCCCAAUUCCAAGUUAUUACCCCCCACCUUACAACAACGCUGGGAGCGGCAGCAACCCGGGCUUGAGUCCCCGUUCCUCUUACAGUCUCUACGAGUCCAUACUGACCAGUCCGCGAUCCAGCUUUGCCAGCACGGCCAGCGGGGGGGACUCCCGGACAAGUGUCAACUUCGAGAGCUGUUCGAGCAGCAACCGGACCAGCGGCAUCAGCAUGGGCUACGACUCGAGGUACGGCUUCGGGGGAUCGAGCACGGAGAGCCCGCAGUUAAGUGCCGGCCUGCAACAACUGCAUCUGGGUUGUCAGUUCUACCACAGCCCGCGCUCCAGCAUGGUCGUCGCAGCAGCAGCAGCAGGGGCGAGCGCCCGAGGCGGGUCGUCAGUUAAUUACAACCCACCGGCAUGUUGGGGAGCAGACUUUGAGGUCGGAGCCGCUUUUAGGCACCAGCAACGGGGGCUGUAUCAUGUGGGAAGCCCGGAUAAUCGUCACUCAUACCCUCCUGCUCUUGGUAGUCCAGCGGCGGCAAGUUUCUUCGAAAGGGACAUGGCUCGCCGCUCCGUUACCGGUUACCCUCAAGAGCAAGCCCGCAGCUCAGCCGGGGCCCGUUACCAAGAAGAGCUGGCGUACCUGCUGAGUCGAGAGCGCUGGUUAAAGGAACACGCCAUCAAGGGCGCCUCUGUUAGUGGGACUCUGGCUCAAGAAGCACAGGUGCCCACUGAUAUUCCAGCCGGAGCCCAGAAUACCCACAGUGCCCCCCCUGCUGCUGCACAGGCCAGCAAGCAACAGGGCGCUCUCGUCCACCAGGUCAGUUCCGCCCGGGUGAGCCACACUCUCACCCGGCCCCAGGAGCAACCGACGCGGGGUCAGCCAGGACGAGAGCCGGGGGAGUCGAAAGAGGAAUAUUUCGGGACGUGUAUGAAGUGUAACAAGCGGGUGUACGGAGCAGACAAUGCCUGUCAAGCGCUGGACAGUUUAUUUCACACGCGGUGUUUCGUCUGCAGCUCCUGUGGCAGGACAUUACGAGGGAAAGCCUUCUACAAUGUGAACGGGUCAGUCUAUUGCGAAGAGGAUUACAUGGUAAAAACAGCAAAGCCUGACCUCUCUUUCUCUGGAUUCCAGGAAGCUGCUGAGAAGUGCUGUGUGUGUGGGCAUCUCAUUCUAGAAAAGAUUUUACAGGCUCUGGGGAACAGCUAUCACCCUGGCUGUUUCCGCUGUGUCAUCUGCAACAAAGCCCUCGAUGGCGUUCCUUUCACUGUGGACUUCUCCAACAAGGUGUACUGUGUCACUGACUACCACAGGAUAUUCGCACCAAAAUGUUCCUCCUGCGGUCAGCCUAUUCUACCUGCAGGGGGCUCGGAGGAAAUAUUCAGAGUGGUCUCCAUGAAUAAAGAUUACCACUUCGAGUGCUACCACUGUGAGGACUGUGGGAUGCAGCUGAGCGAUAAGGAAGGUCAACAGUGCUUCCCAUUGGAGGGACACCUGCUGUGUCACUGCUGUCACCUGAGGAGAGCCAGCGUGCAGCCACAAACACCUUCCCUCGGCUACAACCACUGAGGCCCUGGGGUUCCACCCUACCUUCCGUAUGCACCUGCUAUUCCUUCCCCUGGGAAAAGAACCUACAGGGACAGGCAAACAAACAUAGUGUAAAACAGCUCUGAUUCCCUACGGAACGAGCAGAGGAACAAUCUUCUCUACAGCAGAAGGUGUUACUGGUUUCAGAACUUAUUUAUAUAAUAAUAAUUAUAUUAAAAAUAUAUUUUUGUUCCCCAUUACAUUAAAUAUAAAUCUGUCGGGAGUAGGAAACGAAAAGCACCUUGGUCCCCCCUCAUUACAGAAAGAGUAGUAGAACAGGUGCAGUUGAUUUCACACUUCAUUCAUACACUGGAUUCCUUUGAAUCUUUUUCAAAUUGUGUCGUUUUAUAAAUUGUGUUAUGUGAACAAAUACAAACGUAGGCAUUUUUGCCUCAAAAUACAUUUCAGUGCUUGUUACAAAUACUGUGUGCCCCAGCACUACUUUAUAAGAAUUUCUAGAACGAGGAAAGGCCAUUUGGCCCACCUAUACUUGCUCACUUAAUGCAAGCACAGACCAUUAACGCUCAGGAGAAAACAAAAAAAACCCUAACCAGGUUAGCAAGGGAAAUUAAACCUCUGGGAAUCCGUGGCUAAACGGACC